UGGUCCACACGAGGAGACGUCCGCGUUCAUGGUUUUUGACUGGGCCGAGCUUCCGUACAAAAGAAAGGACUCGGUUUCCAUGGAGACCAGCUAUGGUAGAGGUGAACGAGCUGCUAACUAGCUGAGUGACUACAACGACAGCGUCUUUCAGAGGGGGAAUCGAUUCCUGUUUACGGUACAAUCCUCACACAUCAAAAUGUCUUUCAGAGACUUAAGAAAUUUUACAGAAAUGAUGAGGGCCCUUGGCUAUCCUCGUUUGAUAUCAAUGGAGAACUUCAGGACACCAAACUUCACUUUAGUGGCAGAAAUCCUGAUAUGGCUUGUAAAGAGAUAUGAGCCUCAGACUGAUAUUCCUACUGAUGUGGACACAGAGUCUGACAGGAUAUUCUUCAUCAAAGCUGUAGCCCAGUUUAUGGCAACAAAAGCUCAUAUUAAGUUGAACACCAAGCGUCUCUACCAGGCUGAUGGUUAUGCUGUGAAAGAGAUGCUUAAGAUCACUUCUGUACUGUACAGUGCGAUGAAGACAAAGCAGAUGACACUGGGAGAUCCAAUUGAGGAGGACAACAGCAAGUUUAAAUUUGACCUUGGAUCACGGGUUUCUGAUCUUAAAGCAGCGCGCCAGCUGGCAUCAGAUAUCACAUCUAAAGGAGCAUCUCUUUAUGACUUGCUGGGAAAAGAGGUGGAACUUAGGGAAAUGAGAACUUCAGCCAUUGCCAGACCUCUGGAGAUCAAUGAAACCGAAAAGGCCCUGAGAGCUUCCAUCAAGGAGGUUUUGGAAAAUGUGGAGAAGACCAAAGAUUUGCUGAGUAAUCUUGUUUCUGAUGAAACCAGUCUGGAUGCAAAGAUAGAAAAGAAAAGGCAGGAGCUGGAGAGGAAUCGUAAAAGGCUGCAGACAUUACAGAGUGUCAGGCCAGCCUUCAUGGAUGAAUAUGAAAAAAUUGAGGAGGAAUUGAAGAAACAAUAUGACACCUAUGUGGAGAAGUUCAGGAACCUCUGCUUCCUGGAGUCUCAGCUGGAUGAAUACCACCGACUGGAACAGGAGAGGUUUGAGGAGGCAGAAAACACAAUGAGGAUGAUGCAGCACAAAUUAAGAGAGGAGGAGAGGGAUCUAAUGAAGAGUUCUUUGAAAGAUGAGGACUCUUACAUGGAUGUUCCAGAGGAUGAAGGUUCAGACAGCGACAUGGAAGAGAAUCGACCUUCUAAGCCAGGGCCCACACGAAACGGAUUCUUGACAGGUAGAGGAGCAAGAUUCACCGGGAACAUGCAAGGUGGUGAUAGCGAUGAGACCGAUGACAGUGAGAUUGAUGUGGAUGAGGAUGAUGAAGAGGAUGAAGAAGGUGAGGAGGAAGAGGAGAGCAAGGAUCUGGAGGAUGACAGUCUGGAGGGACCAGUAUCCAGGGGUGCCCGCCCCUCACGAGGGGGAAUGAGACCACCGCUGCUUGAGGAGAGCGACAAUGACUUCUGAAUGUAGAGAGCAUAUGGAGGCAGGCUCAGGCUGCUUUUGUUUUAAUUACUUCUCAAAAAUGCAUCAAAUUGUACAUUUGAUUGUGUUGUUGUGUCUACAUAAAGCACAACUAAAGUUCCUAUUUUGAAUAUUUGUGUAAAAUGUUUAUUAUAAUAAAA
Messenger RNA from Cheilinus undulatus (humphead wrasse), 1623 nucleotides. RefSeq names its product clusterin associated protein 1 (gene ift38). Gene Ontology annotation, biological process: cilium assembly. Gene Ontology annotation, cellular component: cilium; centrosome; intraciliary transport particle B. Lineage: Eukaryota; Metazoa; Chordata; Actinopteri; Labriformes; Labridae. The record is from RefSeq and is a predicted model, not a curated record. Bases 197 to 1465 code for a protein of 422 amino acids. The transcript is spliced from 13 exons.